Messenger RNA from Spirodela intermedia, 2169 nucleotides. Lineage: Eukaryota; Viridiplantae; Streptophyta; Magnoliopsida; Alismatales; Araceae. The record is from the annotation of a GenBank genome assembly.
AUGGCCCGAGCCCUCUUCAAGUGGGUACCUCCGGCGUUGACCGGCCCUCUUAGUUUCCAGAUAAGGAAGCCCACGGCAGUUCGUAGAUGCGGCCCGGCGACCAUCAAGGCGUUCUCGAGCGGCGGCGGCGGCGGUAGGAACUAUCUGCAGCUGACGGACGAGGAACUGAUGGGGCAGUGCGAACUGGAUAUGUUUAAGUCUUCAGGUCCAGGAGGGCAGCAUCGCAACAAGAGGGAGAGCGCCGUCCGCCUCAAGCACCUUCCCACCGGAAUCAUCGCUCAGGUGCGGCGUCGCCGUGUCUGGUACCAGGCGUAUUUCCGGAUCUUUCUCCCGCAUCCACGAUACAUUGAGAUGUUGGUGCGAAGUCAACUGCGUCCGAGUACCGACCAGUUUCUCAUCACUCGGUGCACAAUUAUGCGCGUCGUUGUGGAGAUGCCCAUGAGCCCUUGUACCUGUUUACUUCUAUUCUUCCUGCGCGUUUGGUGAUUUUCUCUCUCGCUUCCAUUGCUCUUUCUUUUUUCAGGCUGUCGAAGAUCGCUCGCAGCACAAGAAUCGAGCAUCGGCCUUAGCGCGUCUGCGGACGAUGUUAGCACUGAAAGGUUCGAUCUCUAGGUUCCUCUCUCUUCCCUCGUUAUGAAAAAAAUGGCCGAAACAGCUCAUGUUUAUUGAUCUUGGAAUGGAGAAUUAGAAAAAACCAUCAAUUUAUGUUUUUUUUUUGGUUUUUGUGUGGACAAAUGUAUCCUCUAUCAGAAAUCUGGUCUUCUUUUAUCUUCUCCAUCUGCAAUGGCAGAUGUUGUGAACUAGAACUUUUACAGAAAGAAGAAAAUAUAAAUCUGUAGUAUCCGAGACUCCUUUGGGUAUUUUCAUGGUGAUCCCUUUGGAGCUUCGUUUUAAUAUGCGUGAUAAAUGUGGAAUCAUCCGAGUUUCCUAAUUUGUGAAUUUUCGUGAUGAUUCUGCAAGAACUUUCAUUUUAUCCCGGGUUUAAUGUCGUAUCAUGGAUUAUUUUAUUUAUUCAUCAUCUUAUAUUAUGGGUUUGCGCGAUCUCAUGAACACAUGUAGAUUUGAUUCCUAAAAUGGAAUAACUCUCACUGCUCACUAAAAGCUUCCUUGAUUGGACUAGUCAGGAGGGCAAUCGACUUGGAUCAAUAUGAUCCUCCCCCGGAGCUGAUCCAGAUCCUGCCUGCGAAAUCUACGAUUAGAGACUCGGAUUCCGGCCCUCGAAUUGGUCCUAACAACCCAAAGUUUGCCCUGGUACUCUCAAUCAAGCCGCUCUUUUAAUUUUGAAGAAUUAUGAAGUUUUCCGUGAUCCAAUGACCCCGUGUUCUUGUUAUCAUAAGCAGGGAGUGCAGGCUUUACUCGACCUGAUUUAUGCCGUUGAAGGCUCUGUGUCAGAUGCAGCAAAAAAACUAGGGUUUGUCAUCAGUAACCCACCCCCCUCCUUCCCUCUCUGCUAGAGCAUUUUCUUUUAAAAGAAUUUCAUGUUGUACCAUGGUUAAAUUGCUAUAAAAAACUUAUAUAUUUCCAAGAGGGAAGCUUUUAUGCAUGCUGCAUGAUUUUUCAAAACUAUCCGCAUGAACACAGACUGCUCUCCUUUCUUAAAACCCUGCCCACUCAAAUGAUUUGGAUCUCUCAAGAAUAAUCUUUGGUGGGUCUUCAGCUACUUCUUUAAAGUGGGUUUUCGUAUAAUUGAGAUGAAUAACUUCAUUUGGCUAUAUUCUGGAAAAAAAUCACUGUCAGAUCACUGAAGAACCAUUAGGAGUAAUCAUCAAUGUUGAUCCAUCCUUUACUGGGUUUGUAGUUGAUCUUCCGUGAGAUCUCCUCCAUGCUGCAAAAUCCUUGAUUUUUCAUAAGAUCCAUAGAAUGAUGACGACCUGUUCUUAUCUCAGCUCAAAAGCAAUCUCCUUUUCCAGCGGAUCCCUUUGCAGAAUUUUCCUCGAUUAUGGGAGUUUCUUCCCCAAGUUUGAUCUUAAUUUUUAUAUUCUGAAUGGCAGUCUGAGCACGGGCGCUUUGUCCCGGUUGGUUCUGUCGGAUGACUCUCUUCGAAUGGCCGUGAACGAGCUGAGAGCUGCCAAGGUAAACAGCUGAGAGGACUCGGAGGUUUCUCAGAGUGUUGCCAAGUGACGAGCCUUUCUCUUUGAAUUGGCGCAGGGAAUGAGACCUCUCAGGUGA